Molecule: messenger RNA, 358 nt
Organism: Neurospora tetrasperma FGSC 2508
Lineage: Eukaryota; Fungi; Ascomycota; Sordariomycetes; Sordariales; Sordariaceae
Exons: 1
Coding region: 1-222 (73 amino acids)
Source: RefSeq, a predicted model, not a curated record
AUGCCAAAGGAUUUGCAAGAGUGCGGAAUUCCAAACAUCAUGUUCCGCUCCAAGUAUGGUGAGUUUGUGCUUCGGGUUUUGGCCGGUGCCAUCGUCUCGCUGUAUGCACCACCACCCGGAAAGUCCGCCAGGGAAAAUGGGCCAUCCGGCUCGGAGUGGGUCUUGUUUUCGCCGGGCAAGGACCGGUGUCUGCUUGGGAUUGUAAGCUCUUUACAAGUAUGAGGCUCGGACUCUUAUUUCGCACACGGCGGGGCUCCUGGGUUAGGGUCCUUAUACACUACGUCCAGCGAUCCAAGAAUGUAACGUACAGCUGGUGCUGUACCGAUCUAAACUCCAUUGCCCACCAGGCUGUCAACUA